CAUUUCGCGUGUGUAAUCUUGAGCUGUCAGCAGCAGAGAGCUGCACGUCCCUUCUCUCACGCGCGUCCCCGCGGCUAAACAGGUAGUCAGGACUCGAGCGUCGCGCCCACGCAUCAGUUUUGCGGUUCCAUUCGGGGCACGACACAGCAAACGGUAGGCUACAGACAGAAUAGAAAAAGAAAGACAGACAACAGUGCUAAGAGAAACCGAAUAGAAAUACGUGAAGAGAGAGAAGUGUCGAGUGUUUCGGGAGUGAUGACGGCGGCGGUGUUUUGCGGGGCUCUGCUGAUGCUGGCCCUGGCCUCGGGCGGGGAUGCUGCGGGGGAAGGAGGUAUCUCGUUUGAGUACCACCGAUAUGAGGAGAUGCGGAAAGCCCUGGUGUCCGUGUGGCUGCAGUGCCCCUCCAUCACCCGCAUCUACACUGUCGGGGAGAGUUCCGAGGGCCGAGAGCUGCUCGUCCUGGAGAUGAGCGACAACCCUGGCAUCCAUGAGCCUGGUGAGCCGGAGUUUAAGUACAUUGGGAACAUGCAUGGCAAUGAGGCAGUGGGCAGAGAGCUGCUCAUCUAUCUGGCUCAGUAUCUUUGUAAUGAGUACCAGGAGGGCAAUGACACCAUUAUCGACCUGAUCCACUCCACACGUAUUCACAUCAUGCCCUCCAUGAAUCCUGACGGCUUCGAGAAAGCAGCCUCACAGUCUGGUGAGAUGAAGGACUGGUUUGUGGGCCGCAGCAAUGCUCAGGGGAUUGAUCUGAACCGCAACUUUCCAGAUCUCGAUCGUAUCGUCUACAUGAACGAAAGAGACGGGGGAUCCAACAAUCACCUCCUGAAAAACCUGAAGAAAGCUGUGGAUGAAAACACCAAACUCGCACCAGAAACCAAGGCUGUCAUUCACUGGAUAAUGGACAUUCCAUUUGUCCUGUCAGCCAAUCUGCAUGGAGGAGACGUGGUGGCCAACUACCCAUAUGAUGAGACACGCAGUGGUUCUACUCAUGAAUACAGUGCUAGUCCAGAUGAUCUGGUGUUUAAGAGUUUGGCUAAGGCCUACUCCAGCUAUAACCCAGUGAUGUCUGACCCAAACCGACCGCCAUGUCGCAAGAAUGAUGAUGACUCCAGUUUCACAGAGGGCAUCACUAAUGGAGGAGCCUGGUACAGCGUGCCUGGAGGUAUGCAGGACUUCAACUAUCUGAGCAGUAAUUGUUUUGAGAUCACUCUGGAGUUGAGCUGUGAUAAGUUUCCUCCUGAGGAUUCACUCAAGCAGUACUGGGACCAGAACCGCAACUCACUCGUCAGCUACAUAGAGCAGGUUCACAGAGGAGUAGCAGGAUUUGUUCGUGAUCUCCAAGGGAACCCCAUUUCAAACGCUUCUAUUUCUGUUGAAGGAAUUGACCAUGAUAUCACCACAGCUAAGGAUGGCGAUUACUGGCGCUUGUUGGCUCCUGGUAACUACAAAGUAUCAGCAUCUGCAUCUGGGUACCUCACUGUGGUCAAGAAAGUAGCUGUUCCCCACAGCCCUGCUACACGGCUGGAUUUCGAGCUGGAGUCACUGGAAGAGAGGAAGGAGGAAGAGAAGGAGGAGCUCAUGGACUGGUGGAAGAUGAUGUCAGAGACACUCAACUUCUAACUGACCUGAAGCAGAGCCCAUCACAAGCAUUCUGGGUGUAAAAUAUUUAUUGUCAUGUGUGUGCUCAUAAACCUAAAAGAACUUAAUUCAGCUUCUUUUAUUUUAUCUUACUUUAUUUUUUAUUGUUUUAUGUUAGAGGCACUACAUCUGAACGUAUUUACAGUACAACAGCCAUAUGCACAUUAUACGAUUCAUACAUGUUAACAAAGACAACCGGUGGUCUAGUUUCCUGCAUACUUAGAUGGUUGUCCUUGUAAAUAUGGAUGAAUACAUAUAUUUCCACUAAAUGAAAUGCUGGAAAUAUCCUGUGUUUCCUGCAGGCAUGCAAAGGUAAUUACACAGAGGGAAGAAACACAUAACAUCGAGUCGAUAUUGUGGAGGCAUUGGACCGAUCUAUUUCUCUUUUGUAACGUUGUGUUUUACAUUGAUAUCGUGAGAUUCUUUUGUUGCUAUGGUCACCAAUCACACCAACCUAUCAGAGAGCACUGUGUUGUGAUGAAUGUUUAUUCAGUAAUGAAUUUUACUAUUUAUUCUGAUUAUGACUGAAGCCAAUGUAGACAGCACCCAUUUACACCUGAUCACAAGUCUGUUUCUGUUCAAACACUGUUUCAAUAAUGUUAUGCUUGAUGUUUUGAGUGGGAGUGCUUUUGAUAAACCUGUUUCAUUUACUAAUGCUUUAAUAAUUACAACUUUGAAUAUCAUUUCCAGACAAUUGUUCAGAUGGAUAGAAAAUGGAAGAGGUUAUCAAUUGAACUCCUAUCUUAUGUUUUAAGUAUAGAAACUAUAUAGGAAAUUUAAAAAAAAAUUGAACAUAUGAUAGAUGAUAGCUAUAAAUCUGUGUUAUCUAUGUUUGUAUAGCAGUUUCAUUUCAGAUCAUUUAACAGCAGAUUUUAAUGGCACACGCUAAACAAAUAGAAGUUUAUCUAGAUCUGAUGGUUUUGUAAUCUAUACCAAAAUGCACAAUUGUGCCCAAUGAAGUACCAUCUGCAGUCUUUAUUGAACAUUCUGUAAUAUAUUGUCUUUUUUUUUUGUCUGUUUCAGUAUCUUUAUAAUUCGCGUUUUUCUGUCCUAUGAAAAGGCACAUUUUAAUGCAAAAUCAAUGACGUUCAAGUCUAUAAUCCUGCAUUCAGAAUUGGUCCUACUUAUUUGAGAAAUUUCAUGCUCAUUGAAAUUAAACAAAUUAAAGCUUAAACUUUAGAUAUUAAUGCCAUGAAAUGGCAUUUUAAAGCCAGCUUAUACAUUUGUCCUUUGAGAGUUCAGUGGUAUGUCUUGUAUAUGAAUGUAAUGAUGGUUUAAUUGAAUGACGCAUUUCGCAACCAAAAUAAACGUCCCUUUCUGUUGUCAGA
Pimephales promelas (fathead minnow) is the source of this 2966-nucleotide messenger RNA. It is a transcript of the gene cpe, whose product is annotated as carboxypeptidase E. NCBI's taxonomy places the organism in Eukaryota, Metazoa, Chordata, Actinopteri, Cypriniformes, Leuciscidae. The record is from RefSeq and is a predicted model, not a curated record. Gene Ontology annotation, molecular function: metallocarboxypeptidase activity; zinc ion binding. Gene Ontology annotation, biological process: peptide metabolic process; protein processing.